AUGAACGAGCACAACUCUCCAGCCUACCACACACCAACCACUGCAAAGAUGCAAUUCACCACCCUCCUUCUCGCUGGAGCUGCAAUCGUUAGCUCAGCCGUCAAUGCCGUCCCCAUCUACGACAACUCUACCGUCAACGCCGUUCCCACCUACGGCAACACCACCUUCAACGCCAAGUCUUCAGCGCACUCGAAUUUCACGUUCGUGUCGAAGGCCAAGGCGAACCCCAUCUGCCAGGAUUGCAUGUCCUGCACGACCAAGCAGAAGAGUAUCGUCCUUGAGUAUCGUCUCCACAUCGGUGCACCCUUCGCCAACGGCGGCGGCUGCGAGCCGAUCAAGAAAUCCCUUCAGGAGGCCUCUCGCGUCUCGGAGAUUUCUGACUACAGCUGCAAGGACGAUGGAUUCGGCUACACCAAAAUCAGAUUCACAGCCUGGGACUACAACCAGGGCUGGGAGAUCUCACAGGUCUUCAACCGAGCAUACCCGGCUGUCAAAGCCAAAAUGAGCUAUGGCUUCAACUGCGGAAAUUUCCGAUUGAGCCUAGGCUUAACAGUUGGGGGGCGAAGAAUCAUGAGAUAG
Molecule: messenger RNA, 579 nt
Organism: Fulvia fulva
Lineage: Eukaryota; Fungi; Ascomycota; Dothideomycetes; Mycosphaerellales; Mycosphaerellaceae
Exons: 1
Coding region: 1-579 (192 amino acids)
Source: RefSeq, a predicted model, not a curated record